AUGGAUACAAAAUUUGGAAGAAGAACAUGGGAUAGAAGUCAAUUUAUUAUACAUAAGGAUGAUGAUAGUAAUGCCAGCAAAGAUGAGCAUGAUAAUAAAUUACGUGAACUCAAUGAUGAACAAUUAAUGCUGCUAAAGAAAAAAUAUACAAAUUAUGAUCAGAUAAUGAGAGAUUCAAUAAAGGGACUAAAUCAAAAAACUUUACGUACUAAUAUAUCACAAUAUAAAAGAGGCAAACAGUUUGGUUUUUAUUGCGAUUUAUGUAAUCUAACUUUUAAAGAUAGUUUACAAUACAUUGAUCACCUAAACAGUAAAAUACACCAAAUUAAAUUUAAAACUAUAUUUGAUGAGGAUUUGAUAUCGAAUAAGAGGGAUAAUGAUGAUAUUUCAGUGCAAGAAUUUCAUGAUUCAUAUUUACGUGAGAUAAAACAAUUUAUCAAAAGUCACCAAAUCUUUAGUUCGUCAAAGGAUUCCAAGGAUUCAAAGAAUUUGAAAGUUAAUAGCAAGAUAAAAAUAGGAAAAGUCGAUAAAAUAAGUACGAACGAUUCACAAAUAAGUAAAUUAAUGGGAUUUACAAGGUUUGAAUCCACUAAGAAAUAA
This is a messenger RNA of Arxiozyma heterogenica, 600 nucleotides long. It is a transcript of the gene SNU23, whose product is annotated as U4/U6-U5 snRNP complex subunit SNU23. The coding region runs from base 1 to 600 and encodes 199 amino acids. Gene Ontology annotation, molecular function: zinc ion binding; nucleic acid binding. Gene Ontology annotation, cellular component: U4/U6 x U5 tri-snRNP complex; spliceosomal complex. The record is from RefSeq and is a predicted model, not a curated record. Lineage: Eukaryota; Fungi; Ascomycota; Saccharomycetes; Saccharomycetales; Saccharomycetaceae. The transcript has a single exon. Gene Ontology annotation, biological process: mRNA splicing, via spliceosome.